Molecule: messenger RNA, 498 nt
Organism: Daldinia vernicosa
Lineage: Eukaryota; Fungi; Ascomycota; Sordariomycetes; Xylariales; Hypoxylaceae
Product: ribosome biogenesis protein RLP24
Exons: 1
Coding region: 1-498 (165 amino acids)
Biological process (GO): ribosomal large subunit biogenesis
Cellular component (GO): nucleolus
Source: RefSeq, a predicted model, not a curated record
AUGAAGCGCAACCCGCGCAAGCUGAAAUGGACCAAAGCGUUCCGGCGCGCGGCGGGCAAGGAGAUGACGGUGGACUCGACGCUGCAGUUCGCGGCGCGGCGCAACGUGCCCGUGCGCUACGACCGCGAGCUCGUGCAGAAGACGCUGCGGGCCAUGGACCGCGUCUCCGAGAUCCGGGCCAAGCGCGAGCGCGUCUUCGCCAAGCGCCGCCGCGCGGGCAAGCGCGCCCAGGACCUCGCCGCCGACCGCAAGCUCGUCCAGACCCACGCGCACCUGCUGCCGCGCCUGCGGGGCAGCGAGAAGAGGAGGCUCGCCGAGGAGCAGGGCUUGCGGCCCGAGGAGAUCGAGGAGCUGGAGCGCAGCGCCGCUGCGGUUGUUGUGGAGAAGAAGAGCGCGAGGGUGUUUGGCAAGGAGAAGGUGCGCCAGAGGGUGCGUGUCGACGGAGGCGUGGAGGUGGUGGGAGAGGACGAGGGUGGGAUGGAUGUGGAUUCCGAGUAA